AUGGCGCCGUCAGGUCCCAUUUCAACGCCGUUGACUACCCUCCUGGGUAUCCAGCAUCCCAUCUUGCUGGCUGGAAUGGCGCACACAGCAGGUGGCGAGCUUGCCGCUGCUGUUUCUAAUGCCGGUGGACUCGGUGUCAUCGGUGGCUUCCAGUACACGCCUGAGCAGCUGCGCGAGAUCAUCACCGAGAUGAAGGCCAACUUCAAGCAACCUAAUCUUCCUUUCGGUGUUGAUCUUGCCCUACCCCAAGUCGGGGGCAGUGCCCGAAAGACAAACCACGACUACACCCAUGGCAAGCUAAACGAGCUGGUUGACCUUAUUAUUGAGAGCGGUGCCUGCCUCUUUGUCAGUGCUGUCGGUGUUCCUGACAAGGAGGUCAUCGACAAGUUCCAUAAGAACGGAAUCCUGGUCAUGAACAUGGUUGGCCACCCUAAGCAUGCCGUUAAGGCUCUUGACCGUGGUGUAGAUAUCAUCUGCGGCCAGGGUACUGAAGGCGGUGGCCAUACCGGCGAUGUCGCCAACUCUGUCCUGAUCCCAGCCAUUGUCGAUGUUGCCCGUCGGUACAAGCCACCUAUGCUGAACGGCCAGACGGCUCUGGUCGUUGCUGCCGGUGGUAUUCACAACGGACGUGGCCUAGCUAGUUCUCUGAUGCAGGGUGCCGUCGGUGUCUGGGUUGGUACCAGAUUCGUGGCCUGUACCGAGGCUGCUAGCGCCCAAGAGCACAAGGAAGCUGUUGUAACCUGCGACUUCUCCGAGACCGACCGUACUUUGGUUCUUACCGGACGACCUUUGCGGGCCAGAAUGAACUCAUAUCUGAAGAGCUGGAGGGACAAGGGCAACGCUGCCCAGGAGCUUUGCAACAAGGGUAUAAUCCCCAUCGAGCACGAUUUCGAGAACGACGUCGAGGAUAUUGAAUUUCCUCAUCUCAUGGGCCAGGUCGCUGGUGCCAUUACCAAGAUUCAACCUGCCAAGGAGAUUGUCGACGAAAUGGUAGCUGAGGCCGUGGACCAGCUCAAGUUGGCAAACGUGUACCUAAACUCCAAGAGCAAGCUGUAA
Messenger RNA from Pochonia chlamydosporia 170, 1056 nucleotides. RefSeq names its product oxidoreductase, 2-nitropropane dioxygenase family. NCBI's taxonomy places the organism in Eukaryota, Fungi, Ascomycota, Sordariomycetes, Hypocreales, Clavicipitaceae. The transcript has a single exon. Bases 1 to 1056 code for a protein of 351 amino acids. Gene Ontology annotation, molecular function: nitronate monooxygenase activity. The record is from RefSeq and is a predicted model, not a curated record.